This is a messenger RNA of Terrapene triunguis (Three-toed box turtle), 465 nucleotides long. RefSeq names its product PDZK1 interacting protein 1 (gene PDZK1IP1). Lineage: Eukaryota; Metazoa; Chordata; Testudines; Emydidae. The transcript is spliced from 4 exons. The coding region runs from base 1 to 351 and encodes 116 amino acids. The record is from RefSeq and is a predicted model, not a curated record.
AUGCAGGCUCUCCAGGUUGCUGCCCUAUGCCUUUUAAUGGCUCUGGAGCCAGUGAAUUGCCAGCAAGCCCGGGGAAAUCUCCAGCCAUGGAUGCAGGGGCUUAUUGCAGUGGCCGUCUUCCUAGCCCUGGUGGCAAUCGCUUUUGCAGUCAAUAAGUAUUGGUGUCAAGAAAAAGAGGAAAAUAUGGAGUCGGUGGUCACCAUAGGAGACACGAAGGAAGAGGCUGUCAUAUCCAACGGGACCGAGGGGAGGUAUUCAAUCACAGCAGCUGAUUUCAGGUCCAAAGAAACCCAGCACGCCUAUGAAAAUAUCGUUGAGUAUGAGGGGAAAGUCAUCACUACUCCAAUGUAAGAGCCGCCUUCGAGGAUCGCCCAUUUCAUGCCAUCCUUUUUCGCCCCUCUCCAAUUCUAACUUGGCAUCCCUGUGCUGUGGUCGGCUCUAUAGCUGGGAGUCAUCGCACCUGGA